Diplodia corticola is the source of this 1146-nucleotide messenger RNA. RefSeq lists its product as uncharacterized. NCBI's taxonomy places the organism in Eukaryota, Fungi, Ascomycota, Dothideomycetes, Botryosphaeriales, Botryosphaeriaceae. The record is from RefSeq and is a predicted model, not a curated record. The transcript is spliced from 6 exons. The coding region runs from base 1 to 1146 and encodes 381 amino acids.
AUGAAGACGAUAGGCGGCCUUGGGCCGGCCAUUAUCGGCGUCAUGCUUGGGCAGACGGUACUCGCCAUGAUCUUUGUUUUUCCCAGGAUGUAUACGAAGGCGCGGAUCAACCGAUCCCUGGGGUGGGACGACCACAUGGCGGCAUUCUCGUGGGUGAUGCUGUUGCUCUAUUCCGCAGUAUGCUCUUACGCGGCAACUGAGGGAUAUGGACGGCAUGCCCAAGUACUGGGUGGUGAACAAGCCGCUGUGGCCGCGAAGAUCACCAUCAUCGGCCAGACUUUCUGCAUCAUCGGCAUUGCGUCGAGCAAAGCCUCCGUUGCGUUUUUCUUGCUGCGCAUUGUCGUUUUCACAUGGCACCAAGUAGUCCUGUGGGUCUGUGUCGUCGCCGUGACCAUCAUCUGCGUUCUGUGCGCUUUGUUUGAUUUCAUACGCUGCGACCCCGUCGCCGCAGUCUGGAACCCCACGCUGAAGGCAGAUUGUUGGAUGGGCACCGAAGCAUUUACCGAUCUCUCUGUUGGUGUUGGAGUGACGUCUGUAAUAUGCGACUUUGUGCUGGCCCUUUUGCCUUGGGCAAUCCUUUGGAAUCUCAACAUGAAGAGAAAGGAGAAGAAACUGAUCGGCAUCUCCAUGAGCAUGGGAGUGUUUGCCGGAGCAUCUGGUAUCGCCCGUGCCAUCGAACUAAAACGCCUGUCCGGACGAUCCGACUAUACUUAUGAAAGUGUCAGUCCGAUCCUGUGGUCGUCUACCGAGCUCUGCAUCACCUUGUGUACCGCCUGCAUUCCAAUGCUCCGACCCCUCUACAACAAGAUUCGGGGCAAAAGCAGCACCGAUGGCUCCGAACCAUACAACAAAGCUGAGAGCGGAGGUACUCCCGCCGAGGGCAUAUCCCUUGACAACAUGGGAAACAGCAGCAACAAGCGUAGGAAAGGCUCGACCAAGAUGGGUCUUAAUGAGACGUCCAUUGGCGGCUCAGUCAUGGACACAUGGAUGGACCAGACCAAGCGCCAAGGAAGCGACGAAGACAUUCUGAUAAACCAAAGAAGUAACGGCAUAACUGUCAUAUCCGAGGUUGACACACAGUCAAAAAGAUCAGUAUCGGUCGCGGAAAGUGCGGCCGAACAUUCGAAGACGCAGGACACAAGAUAG